Eimeria tenella is the source of this 871-nucleotide messenger RNA. RefSeq lists its product as uncharacterized. The record is from RefSeq and is a predicted model, not a curated record. Lineage: Eukaryota; Apicomplexa; Conoidasida; Eucoccidiorida; Eimeriidae. The transcript has 5 exons. The annotation marks the transcript as partial.
GGUAAUAGACGCAAAAACAGGAGAAAGAAAAGCAAGUGUAGAGACACCCUUUCCAGUCAAGUGGCUCGCCCUCACCGAAAGAGUCCUCCUCUUCCUCCUCGCCUGUGGGGAGCUGUACCUUCUCCCUUUUGCUGCAGCAGCAGAUCAGCAGGAGCAGGAGCAGCAGCAGCAGCAGCAGCAGCAGCCGCUGCUGCUGCUCAGCUGCUGCAGCAAAGCGGAGCUGCUCAUGGAUGAUUAUGUUCUUGUUGCUCAAACGGGGGAUCGUACAAUCUGCAUUUGGUACAACAUCGAGGACUUUCGGCGCGUGGAGUUGCUGGGAGUUGAGGGUUUACUUUUGGGAUUUGUUUUUGAAGUUGAAAAAGAGAAAAAGAAAAAAAUGGAAAAGUGGAAAGUUGCAGAUACACCGCAAGCCCCCACAGUAGCUGCGCUGCUGCUGCUGCUGCAGCAGCAAGAAGUAGCAGCAGCAGCAGCAGCAAGUCUGUGGCAGCGCCUCAGAGAUUCCAUUUUAGACUUUGAGCUUUUCAAACCCUUUAAUUCGAGUUGGGGGGCCCCCCUUGACGGGGGGGGCCCCCCUGAGGGUUUGUGGGGCCUGCAGCAGCGACUUGCUGCUGCUGCUGUUGCUGCAGCAGCAGCAGGAGAUGCAGCAACAGCAAAGUUCAUUCGGAAAAUAAACAAAAGACAAAACAGCGGCAACAAAGAAACGCAGGAAACAGAUAAAGCCUUCCUCAUGCUGAAAGCCGGGUCAGAACUCAGCGCCCCAUACCUAGGUGCUGCUGCACUAAAGGGACAAUUCGCAGCAGCAGAGGCGCUGCUGCUGCAGCAAGGAGCAGCAGCAGCAGCAGUAGAGAUGCACAGGCAAUUAUACAGGUAG